AUUUGUGUGCUUUAUUGGCGUGUAUAUUGGUGCACAUGUACAUUGCAAGCGCCUAACCUGUAAUUUGAGAGUUAAAUAUCGGAUUGUUUUUAGGUUUUGCUCAAAGUUUUGUUCAAAAUGGCGGAAUCGCCUCCAGUAAAUAGUAUCUUCUCUGAAUUCAACGAGUACCUCACGAAUGAUCAAGACGUCAGGGAGGAAAUCCGGGUGGCAGUGCGUGCCAUGGAGCAGACAGCAAGGGAAGUAAUGACCACGCUGGAGGGUAUACACCAGGCAGCAGGACUCAAAGAAGCCCCUGUUCUGUGUCAAAAGGCAAGGAAGUUACUGGAGACGACACAGAGUCAGUUUGCUGAACUCCAAAAGAAGGUGCCAGCUGACCAGUAUUACAGAUUCCAUGAUCACUGGCGCUUUGUGAGUCAGCGCCUGUCUUUCCUCGUAGCUCUUAUUGUGUACCUGGAGGCAGAGAGGCUGGUUACCAGGGAAGAGGUUGCUCACUUGAUGGGAGUUUCAGUGAGAAGGGAGGAUGGUUUCCAUUUGGACUUGGAGGACUUUCUGCAAGGCUUGUUACAGUUGGCCAGUGAACUGUCUCGACUUGCCAUCAACAGUGUUACGGCUGGCGAGUACGACAGACCCGUCCGCAUCUCCAAUUUCAUCCAGGAGCUGAACGCCGGCUUCCGUCUUCUCAACCUGAAGAAUGACUCGCUGCGGAAGCGCUUCGAUGGACUGAAGUAUGACAUCAAGAAGGUGGAGGAGGUAGUGUACGACAUCUCCAUCAGGGGCCUGAAGCCUGCGCCCCCUGGAGGGGGCGAAGAGGAGGAACCUCCCACGUCAUCUACCGGUGCAGAAUGAGCCCCACCCUUUUAAUUGGGGGGGAUGAACCUGAGUCCAUUUUCUAUCUCACUUCGCUUGUCUUGUAUCUUGCCAAAGCUAGUUAUGAACUACGCAGCAUCAAGCGCUGGUUGUAAAAAUUGCAGUCCAGAAGUAGAGGGUAUUGCUUCUGCCCUCUGUUGAGUUUUGGCAGUGGAACGAAACACCAAUUUAAGGGGAAAAAAUUAAAAAAAGGUAAGUGUCCAUACGGAGGCAAAAGAUACAGCAAAGCUGUAGAUGCAGUCCUAAACAGUGUGUCAAAUUAUUUUUUGUAAAAGUGAUUGAUUGAUGAAAAUUCAGGUCAGAGGUUCAACCUCACCUGUUUACAUUUUGAUUCCACUGAAUAAAGUGUCGCACGUUUCUCAAUCCAAUAUUCAGUAUCCUGGUAAA
This is a messenger RNA of Acanthaster planci (crown-of-thorns starfish), 1254 nucleotides long. Its product is annotated as translin-like. Lineage: Eukaryota; Metazoa; Echinodermata; Asteroidea; Valvatida; Acanthasteridae. Gene Ontology annotation, biological process: RNA metabolic process. The record is from RefSeq and is a predicted model, not a curated record. Gene Ontology annotation, molecular function: single-stranded DNA binding; sequence-specific DNA binding; RNA binding.